AAUCAAAUAUUUUCUGGCUAGGGAAACUCUAGACUUUUGUAGCUGUAAUUUUAGGCGAUUUUGAAGCGUUUUCAUUUUUGUUUUGAUGCUCACAAUUUCAACGUGAAACAGACAAGAACGCCAAACGGAUAUAUAGGCUACAUUCGCCCAAAAGUAUAUAGACAGAUUCCCGUUAUAUAUAUUCCCAGCGAAUACGGUAAACUGGGCUAUUUUCAUAUUGCGAGAUGACGACGCGCGGCAUACGGCGUAAAAAGUCAACGCUGACAGAGUUGAAAAUCGCAGUUAUUGGCGCGCCCAGUGUUGGAAAGAGCGCCUUAAUUGUGCGUUUCCUAACAAAGCGUUAUAUAGGCGAAUACGAUCAUCAGACUGAGAAUCGCUACAAGCACGAGUCCAUGGUGGAUGGCGAGCCGGUGCUCUUCGAAAUACUCGACACAUGUCCCAAGGCCGAAGAUGAAUAUCCCAAUGCUGCCGAGCUGAUACAGUGGGCCGAUGGCCUGCUGCUCGUCUAUUCCAUAACCGAUCGCAAGAGUUUCAACUAUAUACGCCGUGCCAAAUCCGAUCUGCAAUCGGAUACGCCCGUUCAGCUGUGCGCCAACAAGGUGGACAUGGUGCAUCUGCGACAGGUUAGCCGCGACGAGGGCGAAAUACUGGCCAAAGACUUUGAGUGCAAAUUCAGUGAGGUCUCCGCCGCGGAUCAUGUCGACCAGGUCGCCGAGGUAUUCAAUGACCUCUGCAAGGAGGUGCUCGCCUGCAAGCGCAAGUCCAAGCAGAGCCUACUGGAGCGCAUGCUCGGCGGCACCCGACCCUACAGCAGAGGAAAGAGCGAUAGCAAUUUGCCAAAAGACUGAUAUCAACAUUUGUUUAAAUAAAAUAUACUCAUUUUUAUUAAAAGUUAAA
Molecule: messenger RNA, 897 nt
Organism: Drosophila montana
Lineage: Eukaryota; Metazoa; Arthropoda; Insecta; Diptera; Drosophilidae
Product: ras-related and estrogen-regulated growth inhibitor
Exons: 3
Coding region: 225-848 (207 amino acids)
Molecular function (GO): GTPase activity; GTP binding
Source: RefSeq, a predicted model, not a curated record